AUGGACUUAACCACAAGCACUAACCAUAUUAUCAAAUCCCCUGACUCAGACACAGAUACUGAAACCCCACUCCAGACCCACCUCACCAAGGCCUUAUCUCUUACAAAUGGCUCUUACAAGACCCACCAAAAUCACCAUCUCCCACCACCACCACCAUCACAGCAGCAUGCGGUGGUCUCUUACAAAGAAUGCCUCAAAAACCAUGCUGCAACUUUUGGUGGCCUAGCCUUAGAUGGCUGCGGGGAGUUCAUGCCUAAGGUAACAGCUACCCCUCAAGACCCUACCUCCCUCAAAUGCGCUGCCUGUGGCUGCCACCGCAACUUCCACCGCCGGGAACCAUUUAGCCCCACCACCACCACUCACAUGCCGCUACCACCACCGGCACUCAACUGGACCACAAGCCCAAGCCAAAGCCCAGGGUCAACGAGUUCAGGCCCCAGUCUAAGCCCAACAUCACCAGCAUCCCCAACCCCACAGUCCUUCUACCCUUCUGCACCUCACAUGCUGUUAGCCUUGAGCGCUACUCAUUCUGGUCAUAUUGAUGAUACCCAAUUCCAGAAACAGAGUUACAGUCUCGCAAUGACAAACCCACAUGGGAAAAAGAGAGGAAGAACCAAGUUUAGUCAAGAACAGAAAGAAAAGAUGUUUCUUUUUGCUGAGAGGUUGGGGUGGAGGAUGCUGAGAGGCAAUAAUGAUAGAGUUGUUGAAGAGUUUUGCAGUGAAAUUGGGGUUACUAGAAAUGUUUUCAAAAUUUGGAUGCAUAACAACAGGUCUAGGAAAGAAAAGUUCAAUAAUAGCAACGACAAGUGUGGUUUCAAUGCUGAUGAGGAAGCUGGUAGAGUUGGUACUGACAACAAAUUACAGCUUCAACAACAACAACAACAACAAUGGGAGUAA
Molecule: messenger RNA, 897 nt
Organism: Dovyalis caffra
Lineage: Eukaryota; Viridiplantae; Streptophyta; Magnoliopsida; Malpighiales; Salicaceae
Source: the annotation of a GenBank genome assembly